UAAAUUUGGAGAUGCUGAUCUAAGGCGAAUAACGUGUUAUGUUUAUCAUGGGACACUGGAUCUUGUCAUGGCUGGUUUGGUUUGAGGGGAAAGAUAAUCCUUGGUUAGAUGUUAUAUAACUCAUAAGCUCGAUCUAGUGGAAAUUCCACCCCACUUAUUUCUCUUCAACUCCAGCAUCCAUGUUCGAAUCAUUGGACUGGAGCCUUUUUGGUGGAAAAGCAAAGAUUGUGAAGGAGAUCAUGGAGGGCUAGAGCUUGUUGGGGUUUGCGAGGAAUUAAAUACUUCUACUUUGCAGCUCACUUGGACGCUGUUUCUGAGCAAUGAACUCCUCGAACAAUGGCACGCCGAAGAUGAUCAAGAUUAAACUUGGAGAUACUCUCAAGCGUAUGAAACUAUCUUUCUACGAUGGACGCCUGGAACUUACCAUGAUUGAUUUGAGGAAAAAGAUCUGUGAUUUAUUUAAAUUCCCUGCGGAUGCUGACUUUAUCUUGACAUAUGUUGACGAAGAUGGUGAUGUGGUAACACUUUUUGAUGAUGAUGAUCUGUCUGACGCGGUUGAUCAGUGCUUGAAAUUCGUGAAGAUCGAUGUGCAACUGAGCAACAACAAUGCUCAAUCUGGUGGAAGCAGCAUUUCUACCCAACGUCUUACUUCUCUUCAAACCCAACAUCCAUAUCCGAAGAUCGGAACCUUUGUUGUUGCUAAGGUUUCUAAAUCAAAGCUGCAAUGGCUCCGGGAUCUGCUACAUAAAGCACUUAAGAUUUAUGAGUAUAUAAUUUCAACUGUCUCUGCUCCAGGUCUUGUCGAUUUAAUAUCAAAGGCCGCACAGACCUACCUCAAAUAUCUCGAUUCACUCACUCAUUCUGGGGGAAGCAGCAUUUCAAAAUCAAUGCUGCAACGGGAUCUGCUACAUAAAGCACUUUCAACGAUUUAUGAGUAUAUUUCUAAAGCUGCCCCUGCUCCAGUACUACUUCUUGUUGAUUUCAUAUCAAAGACCGUACAGACCUACCUCAACUGCAUUCACAAACUCUUUCUGGUGGAAGCUGGGUGGUAAUUAACCUUGCAAGUUUGGUUUUACGCUGACUAAAACAACAGAUCAAGUUAUGAAUAUCAAGUUGCGUACGUGCUGUAAUAGAUCUCACAGGGGAGGAAGGAUUAAGUUGAAGGCCCCUGGGCCUUUACCAUAUGGUAUAUUACUAUUACUAUUAUAAGUUAAUGCAGUAUGUGUGUAUAUAUAUAUAUAAACUUGGUGUUUGUAAUGGAAUGAUUCGCUUUUUCUCAAGGGCGACUUGAUAGAACAACAUGCCAUGAUGACAUAUAUGUGUGUGUGUGAGAUGUAUUGUAUUGUUGAUAAUUUGGUGAUUUUAUGCUAUUGUGCCUUGGUUUUCACA
This is a messenger RNA of Carya illinoinensis, 1389 nucleotides long. RefSeq names its product protein JOKA2-like. The record is from RefSeq and is a predicted model, not a curated record. NCBI's taxonomy places the organism in Eukaryota, Viridiplantae, Streptophyta, Magnoliopsida, Fagales, Juglandaceae. Gene Ontology annotation, molecular function: protein binding. Bases 321 to 1052 code for a protein of 243 amino acids. The transcript has 3 exons.